This is a messenger RNA of Papilio xuthus (Asian swallowtail), 2696 nucleotides long. RefSeq names its product transmembrane and TPR repeat-containing protein 1. The record is from RefSeq and is a predicted model, not a curated record. The transcript has 14 exons. Gene Ontology annotation, molecular function: protein binding. Bases 185 to 2638 code for a protein of 817 amino acids. NCBI's taxonomy places the organism in Eukaryota, Metazoa, Arthropoda, Insecta, Lepidoptera, Papilionidae.
UAAAAAAAAAUUUCAAUUUCCAAAUCCAAUAACGUUAAAAUAUGACACGUUGACUUAUUUGAUGACUGUCCCAAAAUGCAGAGACUAACUUAUAAUAUGAUCGUUAUUCCUUACAAAGUGACAUUUAUAAAAACAUAUUAAGAAUUUUUCUAAAAUGUUUCGAAGAUGUAGUGAAUAGGUAACCAUGCGUAGAAGACCACUGCCGUCGGUCCGCGAAGAAGUUUCUAAUCCAAAGACGUGGCGGAGUGUCUGUGAGAGUGAUUGGGCUGUGUACACAUUAGUGGCAUCUGUGGGCGCUCUGACGUACGCUAACAGCCUGCAGGGAGAGUUCGUGCACGACGACAUCCCCGCGAUCGUGAGCAACGGCGACGUGACCGGCGCCAACCCCCUGCUCCACCUCUUCAGGAAUGACUUCUGGGGCACGCCCAUGUCCGAGCCUAGCAGUCACAAGUCAUACCGACCGCUUACUACACUUACGUUUCGGUUGAACUACUUAUUGUGCGGGCUGUCUGUGUGGUGGUGGCAUUUGGGCAACGUUUGCCUGCACGCGGCAUGUUGCGCGUUGGUAGCUAGAGCAGGCGCCGUCGUCGCACGUCUGCAGCGGCCCUUCGCCGCUCUCGCCGCGUUACUCUUUGCUGUACACCCUAUACACACUGAAGCUGUGUCCGGUGUGGUCGGCCGCGCAGACGUGUUGGCCUGUGUCUUAUUUCUAUCUUCUCUACUACUUUACCAUGGGUCUGGCCGGCAGCGCGUGUGGGCCAGUGCGGGGUUGGCAGCGUUCAGCAUGCUGGCCAAGGAGACCGGCCUCACCGCGCUUCUCUUCAACAUCCUCUUCGACAUCUACCGCUGCUGGGGGACCAUGACGAGGUGUGGGCUAGGUCGUUGUCGCUGGCGGAGCGAGGGACAGGGCGAUGGCAUGUGGGGACGCGCGGUGCGGUCGGCGGGCGCGCUAGCGCUGGCGGCGACGCUGCGGCUGUGCGCGCUGCACGGUGCGCUGCCUGCAUUCUCACCGCAGGACAACCCACCCGCCUUCCAUCCCUCUUUCCUAGUCAGGUUGAUGACAUUCAGCUACCUGGCGGCUUUCAACUGGUGGCUGGUGCUGUGUCCCUGGCCGCUCAGCCACGACUGGCAGCUGGGUUCAGUGCCGCUCGUGACCAGCGUCGCUGACCCGCGCAACGCGCUCACGCUACUCGCCUUGGCCUCACUCGUCGCGUUGUCUUACUGCGCUCUCACAGAUAUUGAGGCACAGCGACGCACUCCAGCGGCGGCAGGUCUGCUUCUACUGGUGCUGCCCUACCUGCCGGCCUCCAACCUGCUCGUCACCGUCGGAUUCGUCGUCGCCGAGAGAGUGCUCUACAUACCGAGUAUCGGCUCUAUAAUAAUAACGGCGUACGGGCUGCAACUGCUGUGGCGGCGCUACGGGCGUGCGCGGCGGCUGCUGGCGGUGGGUGCGGCUGUACUUGUGGCCAGCGGCGCCGCGCGCACGCAGCUUCGCAACUGCGACUGGCGCACCAGGGAGACACUGCUCAGAGCUGAUCUGUCGGUAUUGCCGCAUAAUGCCAAACUACAUUACAACUUCGCGAACUUUCUCAAAGAUAUCGAGCAACAAGAGAGUGCCAUCAAACAUUACAAAGAAGCAUUGAAGCUGUGGCCGAGCUACGCGAGCGCGCACAACAACCUGGGCACGCUGGUGGUGGCGUCGGGCCGCUCUGAGUACCACUUCCUGCAGGCGCUCAAACACAACCGGCACCACCUCAAUGCGCAUUAUAACCUCGCCAAGCUCUACAGGAAAAAUAAUAGAAUAAGUGACUCCUUGAAAAUGUUAGAGAGAUGUAUAACGCUGGAGCCCAGGUUCGUGCAGGCUUACCUCGAGCUGCUGCUGGUCACUCCGCUCGCGGAUAGGAGAGGGAUACUGGACAAGCUGCUGGAGCUGGAGCCCAGGAACUGGGAGCAUCACCACAUCUAUGGCAACUGGUUAAAAGAAAGAGGUCUGUGGCCAUUAGCUCUGCAAUACUACAUGACUUCAUUGCGGCUGUCGAUGAGUGCCGCGCCCCCUGUGCCCGCCGUGCCCGGCGCACGCCUCCGCCCCGGUGCAUCCCCCGCGCCGGUUACGCCGCCGUCGCUGCGCUCCGCCUGCCUGCUGCUGCGCAGCGCUGGCCAACACGCGCGCGUCUUGCAGCUCAUUGAUAGAUGGGUGAGGUUGCGCAGCGACGAGGCGUCGAUGGCGCGGCGCUGGGCAUUGGCGCGCGCGUGGCGGCUGCGCACCGAGCUCGCCGGCCGCGCCGCCAAGUACGCGCGCACGCCUACGGUGAAAUCCACUUGUCUGCAUCACAGCAAACUUGAAGUAUUAGAAAGCUCGCACAAGUUAAACGACAUGAAAGAUGAGACGAGCACUUUUAUGUACAAAUAUGAUAUACAUAGUGUUAAACAUAGGAAAGAUGAGGUGAAAAACUCUGUAGUGAACAGCUGCCAAAGAAACUUACUGAUUGAUAACAAAAAGGAGAUGUCAAUGUACACACACAACAAAUCAGAGACAAAUCACAAGCACAAAAGUUGUCGUAUUCAUAAAAAGAAGAAAAUAAAAGAACCCGCCUCAUUCGCUCCUUUUGUGUCGGACCAUUUUAUAAAGACUUACUAGAAUAAAAUGUCUAAGUGUAACAUAUUGUGCAAAUUGAAAGUAUUAUUUGAAUAUUUCU